Molecule: messenger RNA, 1635 nt
Organism: Ornithodoros turicata
Lineage: Eukaryota; Metazoa; Arthropoda; Arachnida; Ixodida; Argasidae
Product: gastric triacylglycerol lipase-like
Exons: 11
Coding region: 1-1416 (471 amino acids)
Biological process (GO): lipid metabolic process
Source: RefSeq, a predicted model, not a curated record
AUGGCGUCGUCCUUGCUCCAAGACCACGCAGUCAAAUGGCCUCUGUUGGUACCACCACCGCAGGGCAUAGACGACAACGGCUUCUGUCAAGUUCAUGAACGCGUCACAAGCCAGUGUCCCCAGAUGUCGUUCACCACACAGGACUUGGUGGCGUCUCUGGCUGGAUACCGGGCAAUUCACUGCUGCCGUGCUUCUCACCGGAGAUGUUGUGUCAGUGGACAGCUACAGGAAUACUGCAGAAGAACGAAAGUACAUGAAGCGAGAAAGCCAGAAGUCAUCUCAUCUGCACAGCGAGAAGUCAUCAUAACACAAGAGACCUUUAUAGGAGGAAAGGGCUAUGGCUUUGAACGGCACGACGUAACAACAGAGGACGGCUAUAUAAUUCAGAUUCAUCGUAUCCCACAUGGAAUGAAAACCUGCAAUGAGACCAGCAAGCCUGUGGUGUUUCUCAUGACAGGACUCCUAGGAGAUUCCACAUCGUACGUGUUAGACUUCGCGAACCAAUGCGUAGGGUUUUUCCUUGCCGACAACUGUUACGACGUAUGGAUCGGUAAUUACCGAGGAACCACCCUGUACGGAAAACGCCAUGUCAACGAGGCUUUCCAGAACUCUCGAGAAUUUUGGGAUUUCACCUUCCACCAGCAAGGCAUCUAUGACUUGACUGCCGAAAUCGACUACGUCCUGCAGGAAACUGGCAGGAGCAAGCUCUUUUUCGUGGGGAUCUCCCUUGGACCGGCCGUACUCAUGGUGAUGAUGUCAGAGCGACCAGACUAUAACAACAAGAUCAUGGCCGCUACAUUCCUGGCUCCGGUGUACAACCUUGCUCAUGUAACGCUUCCUUUCUUGGCGCUCACAUUUCCUGUUGGCGAAGAAUUCUUGACGGGCAUGUAUUACGCCGGAGUGCGUGAGUUUCUGCCGAAGAACAUGCCAAUUAUAAAGCUCGCAUCCUUCGCGUGUCAGGAUCCCGGUAGCUUUAUCUGUGCCUUACUGCUGGAGUACGCAGCUAACAUGGAGAGCAAGUACGUCAAUAGGACGAGGACACCUGUUUACGUGUGUCAAUAUCCGGCCGGAACAUCUACUCUGCACAUUAUUCAUCUGUACCAAAUUGGCAAACGAAAGAAGUUUCAAACGUUCGAUUGCACCUAUAUCAGACCUUCCUCAACGGAUUGCAGUCCACCACGACCCUACGACAUCAGCAAGACGCAAGUUGAUGUUGGCGUUUUCUACUCCGACGGAGACCAGUUCGCCACUCCGCCAGACGUUGAAUCUCUCAUGGCCGAGCUAGGAGACAGAAUCAAAUUUGUUCGACACAUUCGAGACCCCGAAUUUGGUCACUUCAACUUCGCCACUGCUGCUUUUAUUCAUGAAUCCUACAUCCUUAAACCUAUGCUAGAAUUCCUCAGGAGGUACAGCUAAUUGCUCUACACCUAACGAGGGUCUCCUAGAUCAGUAAAAACUGUUCAAACUAGACUAAAUACUGUCCCAAGCAAGACAGAUGCUGUGCUGAAAUCGAAUAAUCGUUGGUGUUAUUUUUCGUGUGUUUGUUGGGGAACAGUUUGCUUCUGAGGAGGAGUCAAUUUGUUGUUUGUUUGUUUGUUUGUUUCUGAUCGAAUAAAUCAUUUUCGUUUCACCGCA